CCGACGUCCGCAGUCAAGUAGAUGCGCAUGUCGUAAAUGCGGAAUGUCGGACGCAGGAGCUCGCCACCCGACCGAGGACUUGUGAGGCUGUCAGUCAUAAGUCCAGUGCAACACCUCGCGCAUCCAGUGGGAUUUCGAGCUUCGACACACCCGUGCCCGGGAAUGGAAGACUUGCGGCAGCGGACGAGGAACUUCUUGUAAUGUGUGAUCUCGACAGACAGCAGGAAGAUCUUUGUCCCAACAUGCAUGGAUCUCACAAGAUAUCAAGAACGUUGGAAUUCACCACCGCCCCUCAGAUUCUCUCUGAUUUUGUGUGCUCACAGCGCAAAACAUGCACGAUUGUGAGCAGAGUGACCCUCAUCUUCUCCCACGUGGUUUGGGGAUGAUCAACAACACACGGCACUGCCACCGCUCGCUUGCUCACGACUUUUUACCUCCGACUUCCAUAGCACAAGCGUGCCACCCACACCGGGAUGGAGGGGCACGCGUCCACGAACUCCUACGACGCGCCACCAGGGCUCUUUCGUCUGCCCGGGCUGCCUCUGAACCUAUCAGCCGCCGGCGCACGUCUCGAUCAUCACCCAGCGCCGGGUUUGGACGGCCAAACGGACGCGGAGAACGUUGAUCAGCCUGCCCUGCAUGACACGAGUAUGAACACGCACACCUCCCACACCCAGUCCCAGACGCAGUACAUCUCCCAGCGCCCGUUCGACAUCUCGAUACAUAACGAUGAUCGGGAGUCGUGCUUUGGGCUGCUCAUACCGAGUGUCAAGGGGAUCUCAAGCGUCAAGCUCCUGCGCGCAUCGCCUCAGUUUAGGGUGGGACGGGAUCCCGAUGCGAAUCACCUUUACAUCCCGUGGACUGCGAUCAGUAGCUCGCACGCGGCGAUUGACUGGAACGGGGGGGUCGUUGAGUCGGAGGUCACAAUCCGAGAUUUGGGGUCGGUCAAUGGAACCUUUGUGGAAGGCCAGCGUCUCCCCCCCGGCGAAUCCCGUUGGCUCACAGACGGCUCGAGAGUCAGUUUCGGCCCAGUCCGGCCCAAAGGAACCCUCCUCCUUCCCGAAUAUACCUACACGUACCGCGACCUGAUCUCCGAUCCGCGUGAGCUCUACACAAAGUAUGAUGUGUCAAUCGAACUCGGGUACGGCGGUUAUUCGCGGGUGUACAAAGCACUGCAACGGUCAUCAGGGAGAACUGUGGCUGUCAAGGUCAUCAAUGCGGUGAAGCGCCAUAAUCUUGCGGCCGAAGGCGAGCUGCGCGAGAUCACGAUCAUCAGGGCGCUGCGACAUCCCAAUAUAUGUCGGUUUUUGGACUACUUCGAAAACAAGGACCAAAGCGUCGACAUCGUGAUGGAGUAUGUCAGCGGCGGGGAUCUAUGGCGGUUGAUAUAUGAGAACCAGGGUCUCUCGACCAACGAAGCUUGCCAUAUCAUGUAUCAGAUAUGCCAAGGCGUCGCAUAUCUGCACUCCCGGGAUAUCACACAUCGGGAUCUGAAGCCCGAGAACAUUCUCCUUACGGAUCAGCGUCCGCCCAUCGUCAAGAUCGCCGAUUUCGGAUUGUCGAAGAAGGCCGGCGAGGGGGUUCAGCUGAAUUCGCAAGUCGGGACACCGAUGUAUAUGGCUCCAGAAGUCUUGCUGCGCCGAGAUGUCCACCCGUACACAAAGAGCGUCGAUCUUUGGAGUCUUGGAGGUAUCACCUUCACCAUGCUCACGGCACGGACUCUCUUUCCUUUCAACGCGGAAACAGCGGACAUCAUGAAGAUCAUGCAAACGGGAGACUUGGGAUGGGAAGACGAUUUUGAGCAGUUCAGAAAGACGAAGCGGAGGAGAAGGCAGGGCAGAGGAAGGGAGCACAGCGAUGGUUACAGUGAUCCCAAAGACUUCAUCAAGGGUCUCCUCGUCUUCGACCCCACACUGCGGAUGACGCUGGACGCGGCGCAGCAGCAUCCGUGGCUGGCCAAGCACAGCCCCGUGUACGAAAGUGCGUACCCGGAAGACGAGGACAGCCAGAGACGGGAAUCAUUCGCAUCCAGUCAAGGACGCUACCAGCGCAGCAGCCAGGGCUCAGACUAUCCGCCCCGGAUGAAGCGUGCGAAAACCGUGGACCCCUAUGCAGACGAGCAACCGGAGCCUGUUUCUGCUCAGCAAAACGGGCAUGGGCGAUGGGCUGGGAAGAUCAACGCCACGGCGAUGGUGGGUGUUCCGUUCACUGCCGACAAUCACGACCUGUCUUCCUCGGGGCCUGUGCUUGCGGACGACAAGGUGGGCCACGGGCCGUCUCCGGUGGUCCCAUCAUCGACCGUGAUACGGGAGGAGGACGCAUUUAUGUACGGGAACGAUGUCGAUGCUGGGCCAUCCGCUCUCCCUCAAAAGAACUUGAAACGGCAGCGUGAGGAGAUGGACGAGCUGAGCGAGCUUACCCCAUCGCCGUCCCCUCCGCCUCCACCCUUCCCGUCCAACCGUCGCGUCACGCGUGGCAUGGACAAGGGCAAAGCCGCUGCGCUGGCCACAGGCACCGGCAAGACAGCCAAGGGGAAAGUCAAGGCGCCAGUCGACGACGACAGCAAGGAGGACAAGCCGCCUCCGAGGAAGAAAACAGCGAGAGAAGCCAAAGCUCCGGCAAAACCCAAGACGAAGGCCCCCGCUCGAGGGAGGAAGAAGGCCGUUGUCGACGAGGGUUCAUUGAAUCUUGUGACGGUGGCUGUUCCCGCUCGAAGACGAGGGCGGAAUGUUGCUGCUCCAGCACGGGAACCGGAGGCGGCUAUUCAAGAGAUUGAACCCGCUAGAGAAGGGCCCGCAGAAAAUGAUGCGACUGAUGACAAGCCAAGUUUGCGGCCGGCUCGUACGACAAGGGCUGUGAAGGGAAGGGGGAAGAAAUGAUCUACAUCUAUGUACUUGAAAGGGACGAGAAAGGGAGGGAAGGAAUAUUGUAUCGGAGAUCUUUUUACAUCUGCUGUCUUACUGCUUUUGUUUGCUUUGCUCAUCUAUGUAUAUAUGCUGUGAGCUUUCAUAUGUAUGAUCCACGAAACGUUGGACUUGACAACCCAAGUAUGUGAAGAAUGAUAUUUGUGAGGUCGACUGAAGUAUGGAUUUGCAUUAUCCGUAAUGGUGUCGGUACAGUGUAUGCGCUAUACGUUGGCUGCUCGAGGUUUCGUGCAGACAAUCUCACCGUGCAUCAACCCAAACCACGCAUCGGGCUGCGAGCCCCAAGCCUUCCAAGCGUCAGAGACAGUCUUGAGCCCAUCCUCAUCCAAAAGUCCGCGUUCGAUCGCCCCGGAGGCAAAGCCCGAGUGCAGAACACGAUCAGACCACAGCGAGCUCCACCACGCCACAUCCUCAGGCGUGCUGUAGCACCAGGUGCUCGCCGUAUUGACAAUCUGCUCCCUCGCGAAUCCAGCACGGAGCGCCCACGAGAACAGCCGCCGGCCCGCAUCCGGCUCGCCUCCAUUCGCACGCGCAAGCCGGCGGUACGUGCGGUGGGACAGAUCCAUGCCCUCGCUCUCGGGGAACCACGCAAACGAGGCAAAGUCGACAUCGCGCGCGGCGACGAGCCCACCCGGCUUCGCGACGCGCGCCAUUUCGCGCAGCGCGCGGACCGGGUCCGAGACGUGCUGCAGCACCUGGUGCGCGUGCACCACGUCAAACGUCGCGUCGGGGUACGCGAGUGCGAGCGCGUCGCCGAGCUCGAAGGUCACGUUGGCCGCUACGCCCUGCGACGCUGCGUGCGCGCGGGCGCUCUCGAGCACAGACUCGGAGGAGACCUCGAUCCCGGUGACGUGCCCGUUGGGGACGAGAGCGGCGAGGUCGGCGGUGAUCGUCCCCGGGCCACAGCCGACGUCGAGGAUGUGCAUGUCUGGUUUGAGGAGGGGGAGCAGGUAGGCGCACGAGUUUUGGGCAGUGCGCCAGGAGUGGGAGCGCAGCACCGAUUCAUGGUGGCCAUGGGUGUAUUUCUUGUCUGUCAUCCUGGUUGUGAGUGGGUAUAAGUGGGAGGAGGAGGUGUGAGCAUCUUAUAAGUCGG
Mycena citricolor is the source of this 4017-nucleotide messenger RNA. Lineage: Eukaryota; Fungi; Basidiomycota; Agaricomycetes; Agaricales; Mycenaceae. The record is from the annotation of a GenBank genome assembly.